AAGCAAAGAUGACCGACUUUGAGGAACCGCUCUCCGACGAGGAGAAGGUCCGUAUAGCAGCCAACUUCGUGACCCAUGCUCCCCCUGGCGAAUUCAAUGAAGUCUUCAAUGAUGUACGACUUCUCCUCAACAACGACAACCUCCUCAGGGAGGGGGCAGCACAUGCCUUUGCCCAGUACAACAUGGAUCAGUUCACCCCUGCCAAACUUGAAGGUUUCGAAGAGUCGGUCCUCAUUACGGAGCAUGGGGACUUGGGCCAGGGUCGGUACUUUGACCCUCGUAACCGGCUGUCGUUUCGCUUUGACCACCUGAGGAAGGAGGCGAGCGAUCCGCAGCCUUACGAGGGCGAGGCUGCUCUUCGAUCCUGGAGGGACGCCUGCGACGAAGCGCUCAAAGCUUACGUCAAAGAGCACUACCCCACUGGAGUCUGCACGGUAUACGGGAAGACAGUUGAUGGUCAACAGACUAUCAUCGCCUGCAUCGAGGGCCACCAGUUUCAGCCUAAAAACUUUUGGAAUGGACGUUGCAGGUCAGAAUGGAAGUUUACCAUCAACCAGUCUACAGCUCAGGUGGUAGGAGUGCUCAAGAUCCAGGUGCAUUAUUAUGAAGAUGGCAAUGUGCAGCUUGUGAGCCAUAAGGAAGUGGAGGAAUCGAUCGUAGUGUCUAAUGAGACCCAGACUGCCAAGGAAUUUGUAAAAAUCAUUGAAAACGCAGAAAACGAUUACCAGACGGCCAUCAGUGAGAACUAUCAGACCAUGUCAGACACCACCUUCAAAGCCCUGCGCAGACAGCUGCCCGUCACCCGCACCAAGAUCGACUGGAACAAGAUCCUCAGCUACAAGAUUGGAAAAGAGAUGCAGAACGCCUAGAGCCCCAGCGCCGCUCCGCUCCGCCUCCGUCUCUCGCUCAGUCUGUACGAGGACGGGGCGAAAGGAACCUGGCUUGUGUGUGUGGGAAAACAGAGAGCAAACUCUCACCGCCACCCACCCCCCCCCCCCCC
Molecule: messenger RNA, 1000 nt
Organism: Chanos chanos (milkfish)
Lineage: Eukaryota; Metazoa; Chordata; Actinopteri; Gonorynchiformes; Chanidae
Gene: capza1b
Product: capping actin protein of muscle Z-line subunit alpha 1b
Exons: 10
Coding region: 9-869 (286 amino acids)
Biological process (GO): actin cytoskeleton organization; barbed-end actin filament capping
Cellular component (GO): F-actin capping protein complex; cortical cytoskeleton
Molecular function (GO): actin filament binding
Source: RefSeq, a predicted model, not a curated record